Acanthopagrus latus (yellowfin seabream) is the source of this 2431-nucleotide messenger RNA. RefSeq names its product interferon-inducible GTPase 5-like. Gene Ontology annotation, cellular component: membrane. Gene Ontology annotation, molecular function: GTP binding. Lineage: Eukaryota; Metazoa; Chordata; Actinopteri; Spariformes; Sparidae. The coding region runs from base 219 to 1412 and encodes 397 amino acids. The transcript is spliced from 4 exons. The record is from RefSeq and is a predicted model, not a curated record.
AUGAUGGACAGCCCGAACUGGCAGAGUCGGGAGACGGGACGUGUGUCAUGAAGUGGGUUGAGCUGUUGAGCUGCAAAAAAGGAAACGAAUAAGAGGAACAUAAAAGAAACUUCGUCUCAGCUUCUUUCGAUAUAAAGUCAUUUGAACUUACAAGCUGCCGUCUCUGCAUUUUUCUUUGGAAGACACAUUCUUCACAACAGCAUCAGUCAAAGAUCACCAUGGAUACUCCACAUGACCGUGAAUCACUUGAAGAAAUUAGAGACGCUCUAAAAAACAACAAUCCAGCCUUAGCUAUUGCAAAGAUCCAAGAGUAUCUGGACAAGCAGAAUAAAACUCCACUGAAUAUCGCCAUCACAGGAGAGUGCGGCUCUGGUAAAUCCACCUUUGUUAACUCCUUUAGAGGCGUAGACAACAAGGCUGAGGGAGCUGCUCCCACUGGCUGUGUAGAAACCACCUCAGUGGUUACACCAUACGCCCAUCCAAACUAUCCCAAUGUUACACUGUGGGAUCUUCCAGGUGUUGGCACCACCAAGUUUCCAGCUGAUCAGUACCUGAACCAUGUUGGAUUUGAGACAUUUGACUUCUUCAUCAUCAUCUCAGCGACUCGCUUCACAGAAAAUGAUGUGAAACUCGCUCGGGAGAUCAAGAGGAUGGGAAAAAAGUUCUACUUUGUUCGCUCAAAGAUUGACAGUGAUUUAUACAAUGAGAGACGGAGUCAGAGAGAGUUCAAUGAGACAGAGACUAAGGAACUAAUCAGGGACAACUGCAUUCAAGGUCUUCAGGAACAAGGUAUUCAGUCUCCACAGGUCUUCCUGGUGUCCAGCUUUGAGCUCCACCUGCAUGACUUCAGUCUCUUACACGAGACACUGGAGAGAGAACUUCCUGAACACAAGAGGAACGCUCUGCUGUUUGCCAUGCCCAACAUCAGCCAGCAGAUCAUCAACAAGAAGAAAGAGGCUUUCCAUGACAAAAUAAAGUAUGUUGCUACUCUUUCUGCAGCUGCAGCAGCUGUACCAGUUCCUGGACUUUCUAUUGCUGUUGAUGUAGCUCUGCUGGCUGGUGUUGUCACACAGUACAUAUUUGGUUUUGGUCUUGAUAUCCCAUCACUGAAGCGUCUGGCUGGAAACACAGGUGUGCCAUUUAAUGAUUUGAUGUCUGUCAUCACUUCACCACUGGCUGCAACCAAAAUAACCCCUGCUCUUAUCAUCAAGGUGUUAACUCAGGGUGCAAGCACAGCUGCAUUGAUGGUAGCAGAGGAAGGGUCCAGAUUCAUUCCAAUAAUUGGAAUCCCAGCAGCAAUGGCCCUGUCUUUCACCACAACCUACAGAGCUCUAAAUGGUUUUCUCAACAAGCUCGCUGAUGAUGCACAGAAGGUGUUUGAAAAGGCCCUGCGACGUAACACCACAGACUGAUAUUAUAAUAAACAGUUGUACAUUUAAGGGUGCUCCGAUCAGGAUUUUUGGGGCUGAUUACUGUUGUAAGUUAGUAGUUGCGUAGUAAAUUGGCCCAGUUGUUGAAAAAUGCAUGCUAAAGUGCCCUCUUGGUUGGUUAAAACAUGAUAAACUGCCCUCUUGGAAGCCAAAAUGUGCGCUAAAGUGCCCUUCUUUUCGCCCCUCCCCUUCAAAAAGUCUGUGCACACCACUGCCUCUGAAAUAAAACUUGUUGAAAUUAAGACCUGUUUGGCACCCUCAGUAGCUCACCUGUGCAGAGGCACACUAAGGUUGAGUCAUCGGCAGCCACCAGUGUUUGAAUAUCCUUUAUUAUGUCAGGUUUUGUUUUCAAUGUCAAGUUUUAUUUCGAUGUAGAUUUUUUAAUUUUUUUUUUAAUCAGUUUAGCCCCAUAGUAAGACACUGACCCUGUUCUUCCACAUUCUUUCUUAUUUUCAGGUUCAUCAGCCAUUAACUGCUUUAAUGUUUCAUUUAAAUUUAAGAACCUAAGAGUCUUAGACGACCUUCGACUCAGAGAGAGAACCUGAAAUGUGUCCAGAAGUUGAAAAUACAGAAAUUACCCCAGAGAGUCUUGUAGAUCUGUUGUUGUCAGCAAUAAUUCCACAUCCUGUUUCAAACAAGGAACAAUUUGACUUAAUUAGUCAAAGUGUACAUCACUGACCCCAUGAGGUCAUUCAGGAAACACCUAUCCAUUCUGAGAAAUUUCAGCCAAACUGACCUGAAAGUGUAUUAAUUGCAAUAAUUUUGUGUGUUUUUUUUGUUUUUGUUUUAGGUGACGUUGUCCACUUCUGCUGUAAGACACAGUGUUACCCUAGAUGUAUAAAAUGUAUUGGUCCGUCUCAGUGGCUAUUUCUUCAUUGAUUUGUAUUGAUCUUGAUUAUGAUGAUCUGUCUCCUAAUUAUAUCUUGACUAUUUUUUAAUUUGCUCAUUUUGAUUGACCAGCAGUUUCAUUGCUUGAAAUAUUAAAUUUCCAAUUAUAUGAA